Clavispora lusitaniae ATCC 42720 is the source of this 318-nucleotide messenger RNA. RefSeq lists its product as uncharacterized. Lineage: Eukaryota; Fungi; Ascomycota; Pichiomycetes; Serinales; Metschnikowiaceae. The record is from RefSeq and is a predicted model, not a curated record.
AUGCCUGUUUCCAAUAUCAGCCAAGAAAGAUUGGCGGAAAUCAAUAAGCAAAUGCUCCAAGCUGGCGCAAUUGGCAUGCUAAAAGGGACGCUUGUUGGUCUCGUGACGGGUUACUUCUUCAAUUAUAGAUAUAACCAUGGGCCCAACACCAAGUUCUUCCUGAGGCCAUACAAGAUCUGGUAUCUUGUGUCGUGUGGGAUUGUCGGGCUCUCUUUCUCUGCGGAAACGGCCCGGAUGCGGAUCACCCGAGAUUUGGCGGAGGAGGAGAACAUCCGGCGAAACCAGUUUUUCUCAGAGGAGAUUGGCGGGAGAAAGUGA